AUCAGCAAUGCGAACUGCGGAUCCAGGAAGAAGUGCAAUUCGAAACCUUGCGGACGCCGGGGAAGUCCUAGCCGCCAGCAUUGCCGCCUGGAUUAUCUCUGGAUGAAUGCCCGGACCGGCGUAUCUCCAACCCGCUCCCACUCCAACACUGCGUAGCGCGGGAAGGGCAGGAGGUGGCUGCUUAAGCGUAGAUGUCUCUAGCAUGAUAGCAUCCCACGCAUUCGGGAACCCGUCCUUCUCGCUGGCCGCAUCCACCACGUUUGUAGCUGCAACAUCGACAAGGCUUAGGUUCCAGCCGCUCUUGUCAGGGUGUAGUUUGCGGGACAAUGGGCUGGAGGAUCGACUCCGCGAUAUUCUGCUUGGUACGAUUACUCGGAGUCUACGAACCCUCUACAGCCGCUCGCUGUGCACAUUACUUCCCUCCUUACGCAUGAUGAGGAUACCUGCUGGAUUAGACCCGAACCUCAAACCAGACAAAAAUAAGGAAACCAAUGUCGCGGACUCAGAAUCGGAUGGCGAUGAUACAAAGCGCGGUCUUCCGCAAGCUACAUUCACCGCUUCAGGCGACCACUCCCCUGCAACCUCCGGCUUUGUCGAUAACCCUUUCCAAGCUUUUUGA
Trematosphaeria pertusa is the source of this 619-nucleotide messenger RNA. RefSeq lists its product as uncharacterized. The record is from RefSeq and is a predicted model, not a curated record. The transcript has a single exon. Bases 107 to 619 code for a protein of 170 amino acids. Lineage: Eukaryota; Fungi; Ascomycota; Dothideomycetes; Pleosporales; Trematosphaeriaceae.